UGUUGGCGAGAUCUCGUAGCCGUACUCCCAUACCACGUGCGCGAGGAAGAAGGUCUUCAGUGUGGCGCUGAGGAGGCGGCCGGGAUGGCCAUAGUACCGAUUGAAGAAUUGGCCCGGGAGCUGUGUAAAGCGGGAGCUCAUGAUGCGGAGGACGGGAUCAUAGCAGCUAAGUCGCACGGUGAACUUUCACUUUAAAAGCGGAUUCCUGGAGUGCUGGCUUGUUGCGUUAUCAGAAGCUGGAGGGAGAAAGCGUUGUUCAGCCUCGACGUGGAGGGAGACGAGGCUGAGGGAUGACAUAAUCACAAUUGUGGGAGCUAUGCUUUCAUACAAACAAACCCCCGACGACACCUCCCAACCAACUCCUCACGACAACCACACAGUAUUCCCAGAAUGCGAAACCCACGCUGCGCCUUCAGCGCCGCCGCGGCAUUGCACCGGGUUUUCAUCCUCCCCGCCUCGCGGCCUCUCCUCUCCCAAUUCCGCCCCCAGCUACGCCCGUCAACUCUCCCCAAAUCCACAACCAGCGCCCUCUUCCAGCACCGCGGCUAUGCCUCCGCGCUCCCCCGCGAUGAGCAAAUCACGAAACUGAAUUUCCCCUUCGUACACCUCGUCGAUGAGGCGGGGAAGCUGUCCCCGCCGCAGCGCGUAGCAGAUAUCCUCGCUACGCUAGACCGAAAAACGCAAUCCCUUUACACCGUCGCGCUCCCGCCCCCGCGACUACGCUCGCGCUGGGAAGCCCCCCCCGGGGCCGCCCCAGCCAGCGAAGAGGGGACAGGGCGCGCAGCUCCCGAGAUCCCAGUGUGCAAGAUCAUCACGAAGGAAGUGGCAGGCAAGCCGACGAAAUCGGUGAAGAAGAAGGUCGCGAACCCGUCUGCGACGGUCAAGACGCUGGAGCUGAAUUGGGCGAUUGAUCCGCAUGAUUUGGAGCAUAGGUUGAAGCGGAUGAGGGAGUUUUUGGAGAAGGGGUAUAGGGUUGAUGUGGUGCUGAUUGGGAAGAGGAAGAAGAGGAAGGCGACGCAGGAGGAGGCGGGGGAGACUUUGAGGAGGAUUUUGGGGGGGGUGGAGGAGGUGGAGGGGGCGAAGGAGUGGAAGCCUAUGGAGGGGAAGGUGGGGGGGGUGGUGACGGUGUAUCUUGAGGGGAAGGCGAAGAAGGUGGAGGAGUAA
Molecule: messenger RNA, 1164 nt
Organism: Pseudogymnoascus verrucosus
Lineage: Eukaryota; Fungi; Ascomycota; Leotiomycetes; Thelebolales; Thelebolaceae
Exons: 1
Coding region: 391-1164 (257 amino acids)
Biological process (GO): ribosome disassembly; mitochondrial translational initiation
Cellular component (GO): mitochondrion
Molecular function (GO): translation initiation factor activity; ribosome binding
Source: RefSeq, a predicted model, not a curated record